Molecule: messenger RNA, 2493 nt
Organism: Xiphias gladius (swordfish)
Lineage: Eukaryota; Metazoa; Chordata; Actinopteri; Istiophoriformes; Xiphiidae
Gene: ddx4
Product: DEAD (Asp-Glu-Ala-Asp) box polypeptide 4
Exons: 23
Coding region: 189-2174 (661 amino acids)
Biological process (GO): gamete generation; cell differentiation
Cellular component (GO): nucleus; P granule
Molecular function (GO): ATP binding; RNA helicase activity; RNA binding
Source: RefSeq, a predicted model, not a curated record
CAAAAUCUUCUGAAAAGUUUACUUUUAAGGGAUGUUACUCUAACAAAGACACUCCAAGAAGUUUCGAGAUAAUUAUUAUUGCUUUAUAUGUUAUUUAUGUGUACGGUUGUUGUAAUCAGUUAAAUUGAAAUACUUUGUUUCGGCCGGAUAUCUUUGCCCAGUACUUGGAUUUUUCAGGUGAACGAAAGAUGGACGAGUGGGAGGAAGAGGGAACGACUACUAGUUCUAUUACGCUAACCAGCCAUGCCCCAAGUGAAGGCCCACAAGGAGAGUCCCUGAUAACUGACGGUGGCGAAUUUGGAAGGGGUCGGGGUGGAAGAGGCAGAGGCAGACGAGGAUUUACAAGCUCGUUCUCCACGGACGCCAAUUCAUCCCAUAUUAUUAAACAAGCACUAAAAUGUGGUGAUGAGAAUGCGAAUGAUGUGGACAGCUUGAACCAUGCAGGAGGAGAAAGAGGUGGUUUCAGAGGUCGAGGGCGAGGCAGAGGAUUUGGCAGGACGGACCGCAGUGAAUUCAGUGGAGACAACGAUGGAAUGUAUGAAAAUGGGUCCAGAGGAGGAAGCCGAGGCAGCAGAGGAGGGGGAGGUUUCAGACAAGGUGGUGACCAGGGUGGCAGAGGAGGCUUUGGAGGAGGUUACCGUGGAAAAGACGAACAGAUCUUUGCUCAAGGGGAAGAUAGAGAUCUGGUAAAGAAGGAUGCAAGUGGUGGUGAUAGACCGAGGGUCACUUACGUUCCGCCAACCCUCUCUGAAGAUGAAGACUCCAUUUUUGCCCACUAUGAGACAGGAAUCAACUUUGACAAGUAUGAUGACAUUAUGGUUGACGUCUGUGGAGCCAACCCACCACAGGCACUCAUGACUUUUGAUGAGGCAGCAUUGUGCGAAUCCUUGAGAAAAAACGUCGGCAAAUCUGGUUAUGUGAAGCCGACCCCUGUGCAGAAGCACGGCAUCCCCAUCAUCUCUGCUGGCAGAGAUCUCAUGGCCUGUGCCCAGACUGGAUCUGGUAAAACGGCUGCAUUCCUGCUCCCCAUUCUGCAGCAGCUGAUGGUAGAUGGCGUGGCAGCCAGUAGCUUCAGUGAGCUGCAGGAGCCUGAAGCCAUCAUUGUGGCUCCAACCAGGGAGCUCAUCAACCAGAUUUACCUGGAGGCCAGGAAGUUUGCCUUUGGAACAUGUGUGCGUUCAGUGGUUGUUUACGGUGGAGUUAGCACUGGACACCAAAUAAAAGAAAUAUCAAGGGGAUGCAAUAUACUGUGUGGAACACCAGGGAGACUGUUGGAUAUGAUGGGAAAAGGAAAGGUCGGGUUGCAGAAGCUGCGGUACUUGGUGCUGGAUGAGGCUGACCGUAUGUUGGACAUGGGCUUUGAGCCUGACAUGCGCCGCCUGGUGGGCUCCUCCGGAAUGCCAUCCAAAGAGAACCGUCAGACUCUGAUGUUCAGUGCCACCUACCCAGAGGACAUCCAGAGGAUGGCGGCUGACUUCCUGAAGGCCAACUAUUUGUUCUUAGCUGUGGGUGUGGUGGGCGGAGCCUGCAGUGAUGUGGAGCAGACAUUUAUUGAAGUCACCAAAUUCUCCAAAAGGGAGCAGCUUCUUGACCUCCUGAAGACCACUGGAACGGAACGCAGCAUGGUGUUUGUGGAGACCAAGAGACAAGCGGAUUUUAUUGCCACUUUCUUGUGCCAGGAGAAGGUUCCAACCACCAGCAUUCAUGGUGACCGUGAGCAGCGGGAGCGAGAGCAGGCCCUGGCGGACUUCCGUUCUGGCAGGUGUCAUGUCCUGGUGGCAACCUCCGUAGCUGCCCGUGGCCUGGAUAUUCCAGAUGUGCAGCAUGUGGUGAACUUUGACCUCCCCAGCAACAUCGACGAGUAUGUCCACCGUAUUGGGAGAACUGGCCGCUGUGGCAACACUGGGAGGGCGGUGUCUUUCUAUGACCCAGAUGCUGAUGGCCAGUUGGCUCGCUCCUUGGUCUCAAUCCUGUCCAAGGCCCAGCAGGAAGUGCCCUCAUGGUUAGAGGAGUACGCGUUGAGCGCCCCCAGUACCACAGGAGUCAACCCUCCCAGGAAGAACCUUGCAUCCAGAGACACCAGGAAGGGUCCACAGGGAGGAUCUUUUCAAGACAGCAUUGUGAAGAGUCCGCAGGCUGCUCAGGCUGCAGUUGAUGAGGAAGAGUGGGAAUAGAGGGAAUGUUAGAGCAGCACACCCACACACAUUGACCUGAGUUCUUUUUUCUUUUCAGGUGUUCAGCUUGUUGUAGUUUUAUCGGUGGUUUUGUUUCAGGGAAAAAAAAUAGUUUGUCUCACAGGCUGGACAACGGUAAAAAUGUCAAGUGAGAUGUUAAUCGGGGAAACCUGAUCUUUUGUGUGAUCUGUCAACUUUAUCAGGCUUCACUUACCAGUGUAUUGUGGAAAGUUUUAAUUUUUAAUUCUUUUGUAAUCAUCAUUUACAUUUAAAUGUCUGAGGAGAAAAAUCACCAAUAAAUAAAUGUGUUCAAAGCAAA